AUAGUUUGUAUAAAUACAGACUACCAAAAGUUAACUUUUGUCAUAUGAAUAAAAUGUCAUCGCCAAUAUUAUCAGUACUGGUUUUCUUCAUUAUAUUUUAUGAAUCCAAAUGCCUCGGUGAUCCAAUAGGGCUACGAUGUGCACAAAUUACUGAAGGCAGUAUCACAUUACAAUGGAAAACCCAGAGAUUUUAUUCUAAAUCAUUAUACUUCAUUUCGGCAACGACUAAUAAUGACGAAACUCUUUAUUAUUCAGUAGAGAAGCUACAAACCUCUCUGGUUAUAAAUACUACUGACAAAUGUACACACUAUGAAUUCAGUUAUAUAGUCAAAGAUGAGUAUGAAACACUGUCAUAUAGCAGGUGUAGCUGCAACUAUAUACCUCCAAUUUUCGAAAAUAUACGUUUUAGUUUAAUAUCCUCAACAAUGUACAGAGUGAAAUGGGAUAUAAAAGAGAAUAAAUGUGAUGAAAACUUUGAAAAGGCUGUUUUUUUGGUCACUCGUAAAGGACAUUUGAAAAUGAUGUUGGAGAGAAAAAACACAAUCAGUUCAAUGGUGACUGGUCAAGAGAAGUAUGAACUUCUCCUUUCAGUUUAUGAUCCACGCUCCUUUAAUUCUGCAGCAGAUCAAUUGGGUAACUUUGGAAUUCCCACUCGUAUUUCCUUUUCCAAACCAACGAAACAAAUAUUUUAUGAUGUGAAAGUUUUAAAAAGGAGUUCAAAUCGGGUGUUGGUGAAAUGGAAAAUUCGUGAUAUUGCUAGUAAUGAACUUUACAAAAUUAUUGUUUUCUAUGGCAAGGCUAACGAACCAUACAAAAUGAAUAUAUUUGGAAGAUAUCCAAAUUUCUUCAGCUCAUUUCCUGUUCAGUACGGACGAAAAUAUACUGUUAUUGUUUCACAAUAUUUGGAUGGCAAGUUUGACUGGCCUUUGGUGAUAAACUUUAGAAAUCCAUGCAAACAUUGCAAGAUAAUUGCUUCGAAAGGCACUGGAAGGAACAGUCGAAAGUGGAGAACAGAACAUGCUGAUAAUCAAAUACAGUUUCAACGUGGAUAAAUGUACUUUCUUGUAUACGUACACUGUGCUUUAUGCACUUUAUAAUAAUAAUAAUAAUAAUAAUAAUAAUAAUAAUAAUAA
Messenger RNA from Heterobilharzia americana, 1133 nucleotides. The record is from the annotation of a GenBank genome assembly. Lineage: Eukaryota; Metazoa; Platyhelminthes; Trematoda; Strigeidida; Schistosomatidae.